AUGGCUGUUGACGCCGAAAAGGCCCCUCCUGUGGGCGAUGUCCCCGUCCUUGUCGAUGGGAAAAGAGCUUCACUCAGAGCUGGCAGCAUCGAUGACGUCCAGAUAAUGGAUCAACUGGGCUACAAGCCUGAGUUGAACCGCAACCGAUCCAUGGCCACGCUGCUGUUCCAAUCGCUGGCCAUUGCUGCCAUCCCCUACGGAGAGGGUGGUCCUUUGAUUUCGGCCAUCUAUGGAGGAGGGCCGCUGGCCAUGUUCGUUGGUUGGAUCGUCGUUCUCGUCCUAGACGAGUGCAUAGCUCUUUCGCUCAGCGAGCUGGCUUCGAAGUAUCCUACGUCGGCGGGACCUUAUUACUGGUCUUUCCAGUUGGCAACAAAGGGGAAAACUGCACUGUCGUUCAUCACUGGCUGGACAUGGCUCGUGGGCAAUUGGACCAUCACGCUUUCGGUCAAUUUUGGAUUUGCUUCGCUCAUUGUUGCAUCGGUGGCGAUGUAUCAUCCCGACUGGGUUGCAAAGGACUGGCAGUUGCUCCUGAUAUUCUACGCUAUCUGCCUUAUGACGCUGGUCAUUUGUGCGCUCGCAAAUCGAUUCCUCCCAGUGGUCGACACGAUCUGCGCGGCCUGGACGGCUGUGAGCAUCAUUAUCAUCUUGAUUGCUCUCUCUGUCAAAGCUGAUGUCGGUCGGCAUAGUGCUAGCUAUGCGCUAGGCCACUACGACAAGUCGUUUUCGGGGUGGGGAGGCUUCACAUUCUUCAUCGGUCUCCUGCCGGCGGCAUACACGUUCAGCGCCAUCGGGAUGAUUUCAGCGAUGGCGGAAGAAUGUGCAAACCCUACGGUCAAAGUGCCGACGGCUAUCAGCCUUUGCGUUCCUGUCGGCGGUGCCGCCGGCCUGUUCUUCAUUCUGCCCAUCUGCUUCACACUCCCUCCACUGGAAGAUGUCAUUGCGGCACCCUACGGCCAAGCGCUACCUUACAUCUUCCACACUGUCAUGGGCACGUCCGGUGGUGGUCUCGGCCUGAUAUUCCUGGUUCUGAUGAUCACCAUGUUUUGCAGCAUCAGCAUCACCGUGGCCGCCUCCCGAUGCACCUGGGCCUUUGCCAGGGACGACGCCAUGCCCCUUGCCAGUGUCUGGGCGCGAGUUGACAGACGUCUGGGUGUACCUCUUUACGCUCUCAUUCUCACCACCGUGGUGCAAAUGUUGCUCGGUUUGAUCUAUCUGGGUUCUUCAUCAGCUUUCCUCGCCUUCGUGUCAGUCGGCGUUAUUGCACUGGCAGUAAGCUACGCCAUUCCGAUAGCAAUCAGUGUUGUGCACCGGCGGAAGGAGGUAUCUACUGCUCGCUGGACUUGUGGCCCGAUUAUCGGUCCCAUUGCGAACGGCAUUGCCCUGUGCUGGAUUGGCUUCGAGGUGGUGCUUUUCAGCAUGCCCACGGCCUUGCCUGUCACGGUAGUGACGAUGAACUAUGCUAGCGUCGUGUUCGUCGGCUUCAUGUUCAUCUCGGCGGUAUGGUACGCAGUCCACGCCCGAAAGGUGUACAAGGGACCUCCCGCGUCCGACGGUAUCGCAGCGGACUGA
This is a messenger RNA of Cladophialophora yegresii CBS 114405, 1569 nucleotides long. RefSeq lists its product as uncharacterized. The record is from RefSeq and is a predicted model, not a curated record. The coding region runs from base 1 to 1569 and encodes 522 amino acids. Gene Ontology annotation, biological process: transmembrane transport. The transcript has 2 exons. Gene Ontology annotation, molecular function: transmembrane transporter activity. NCBI's taxonomy places the organism in Eukaryota, Fungi, Ascomycota, Eurotiomycetes, Chaetothyriales, Herpotrichiellaceae. Gene Ontology annotation, cellular component: membrane.